ACAUUGCCCGUUACAGCUGCAGCGACGCCCGUGGAUUCCACAGAAGUUUAUAAAGUUAUAGCCGAGGAUAAACCAAACCAAAGCAGCACAUCAAACCCCGAAACAGUCGACAUGGUGCAAGAGGAGAAGAUUGCUGUAGCGGAUGGCGCCGACGAGCAAAUGCUGGGCUCUGGCGGGCCCGAACAGAAGCUGGCCGGACGAGAUGAGGUCAAAUUCAUCAAGGGCGAUCACCAGAAUGGAGAUGCCAAGAUUGACAUUGGCAACGUUAACGGCAAGGCUGCCUUUACGGGCAUGAGCAAGGAGGAGCUCAUGAAGUACGCCAACGAUCCGUUCUGGGUGCGCUUGCGCUGGAUUUUCUUUGUCGGUUUCUGGGCCAUUUGGGCCGCCAUGCUGGUGGGCGCCAUACUCAUCAUCAUUGGAGCACCCAAGUGCGCUGCUCCGCAGCCCUUGCCCUGGUUCAAGCGCGGACCCCACGCGAAGUUCGCUGGCAUUGAUGCUGCCAAGCCGGAUGACGUUCAGACUGCCCAGAAAAUCCAUGCCACAGGAGCGAUCUAUGAGCUGCCCGCUGCUCUGACCUACAGUGUUAAGUCGCCUGAAGUGGAGAAACAAAUCAAGCAACUGGUGGCUCAAUAUGAGGCCAGCGAUGUGAAGGUGAUCCUCGAUUUGACUCCCAACUAUGUGGGCAAGGAGUCGAAGCUGGUGCAGGAGGCACUCGAGAACCAGGAAAAGCGUGCCGCCUUUGUCUGGGUGAGCGGAAGAACGAGCCCACCCACCAACUGGCUGAAGGUGGGCGGCAAUCGCUCCGCCUGGGAACAGCUGGAUGGCAGCUAUGUGCUCUCGCAGUUCCAAGACGGCUUCUACGAUCUGAAAAUGAACAGCACGCUGAUAAGGAACGAGUUUGGAGGGGUGCUGAGGCAUCUGGUGGGACUGGGCGUGCAAGGCUUCCGCCUGAAGAACACCAAGUUCUUUGUGCUCUCCGAUAGCCUCGAGGAUGAGGUGAACUCUGCCGUGCCCAAGGAUCUUAAUCUGGGACCCAGCGAAUAUGGCUUCUACGACCACAAGCAGACCACCUUCCAGUCUGGCCUGGGCGAUGUCCUCUAUGACUAUCUGAGCAUUGUCAAGAAUGCCUCCGCCGAUGCGUUCCUCUCGGUGGCCGAGGACAUCAUACAGCCACAGGUGUACCAGUUGAGUGAUGUUGCUGGUGCCAACGGCAUUGAUCUGCCCAUGUACGGCGACUUUGUGAAAGUGCUCAGCAAAUCGAAGCCAGAGAAAUCUCUGUUCAAGGAUCUCGAGAAUACUCUCUUCCAAGCGGGCAACGGCAGCUGGCUGCAGUGGAACUUCCGUGAUGUCUACGUGGACACGCCCCAUGACCCGUCAGCGCUGGCCCUGUUCCUCUCCAUGUUGCCAGGCGUGCCCGUGGUGUCGGUGGACGCCAUCGAGUAUCAGAAUGUAACCGAGAAGACUUACAAGCACAUCGAACAGCUGCGUCACUCGGCCUCGUACAUGCACGGCGAGCUGCAGCUCUAUGAGGCUGAUCCUCUGGUGGCCUUCUCAAGGCAGAGAAUCAAGUCUGGCAAUCCUGGCUACUUAGUGAUCUUCAAUCCCACCGACUCGCCACAGUCCAGCAACAUAACCAGCGAACUGCCCGACAAAAUGACCGUCUCGGUGUUCAGUGAGAAUUUCAAUAACUACGAGGAUGUCGAAAAGGUGACGCCUCUAGGCAAAGUCAGCCUCAGCGAGCUGAAGGUGGCACCACAGUCGGCCAUUAUACUGACCUAUGUGCCAAAGAAGGCGGAGUAAAUAGGGUUGUAAAUGCAACAAUACAACUAUUUUAUUGCACAAAUAUAUAUGUGCAUUUAUAUAAAUUAGCUUAGCUUGCUUCAGCGUCAACUGAGAUUCAAAGCCGCAAAACAAAACAAAAAAAUUUGUUGAGAACA
Drosophila subobscura is the source of this 1937-nucleotide messenger RNA. RefSeq names its product 4F2 cell-surface antigen heavy chain (gene CD98hc). The record is from RefSeq and is a predicted model, not a curated record. NCBI's taxonomy places the organism in Eukaryota, Metazoa, Arthropoda, Insecta, Diptera, Drosophilidae. The coding region runs from base 112 to 1800 and encodes 562 amino acids. The transcript is spliced from 6 exons. Gene Ontology annotation, biological process: amino acid transport; carbohydrate metabolic process.